Messenger RNA from Anas platyrhynchos (mallard), 11296 nucleotides. RefSeq names its product von Willebrand factor D and EGF domains (gene VWDE). Gene Ontology annotation, molecular function: calcium ion binding; signaling receptor binding. The record is from RefSeq and is a predicted model, not a curated record. Gene Ontology annotation, biological process: anatomical structure development. Gene Ontology annotation, cellular component: cell surface; extracellular region. NCBI's taxonomy places the organism in Eukaryota, Metazoa, Chordata, Aves, Anseriformes, Anatidae.
ACUUCCAGCAGCCCCUGAGGGGCAGCCCUCACCCUCAUCACCAUCACGGCGGGGCCGGGGCUGGGGCCGGGGCCGGGGGCGGUCUGAGGGCCGGCCCCGCCGCGGCCCCCUCGGGAGGGGCGGCAUUAAAGCAUUAAGGGGAUGUGCGCCAAGAGCCGACACAAGCACGGCGGCUGCGGAGCGGAGCGGGGCCGGGCCAUGGCGGGGGGCGGCCUCUGGCUGUGCGCGGCCGUGCUGGGCUGCCUGGCCGCCGCCACCGCCCGCCGCCCAGUUCUUGAAUGCCAUCCUGGUGGACAUCAGAUCCUGCAGAGCCCUUACCGAAGUGUCGAUUUUGACUCAUCCUACAUUCAGCAGUCAGCUAUUCAGGAUUUAAUCUGUGACCAUUCCCUAACACCAGGCUGGUAUCGCUUUAUGAUUUUUGAUAAGCCUGCUGAGAUGCCGACCAAGUGUGUGGAGAUGAAUCACUGUGGUACUCAAGCCCCUGUCUGGUUAUCUCUGAGGGAGUCAGAAUCCAUGCCCCAACCUGGUGAGAUCAAGCAGCUAACAGCCUGUGCGACAUGGCAGUUCUUCUUCAGCACUUCAAGAGACUGCUGUCUUUUUCGAAUCCCUGUCAGUGUGAGGAACUGCGGAGACUUCUUUGUUUACCUGCUGCAGCCCACUCAAGGAUGCAUGGGGUAUUGUGCAGAAGGUAAACUGGCUCCUUCAUCAUCUCCAUCUGUGUCACCACCACUACCAGACAUUCCUGAGGUUGUAGCAGAGUUGAUCAAAGGCAGCAUUUACCUAAGGUGUACCUUUGACGUUCCUUUUGCAAACAGCUCGGUUGGAUUCAUUGUGACUUGGUCAAGACUUUCUCCUGAAGGUAUCAAAGAAGAACUGAAACGUGAGACAGCAGUUCAUACAUUCUCACUUCUAGAGCUAGAUGGGAUAAACAUCAGACUUGGAGACAGAGUCUACUGCAGCAGUUCUGCUUUUUUUGUUGAGAAGCCAGGUAUACAAAGUUCUCCAGUUGAGAGCAAGGAAUUUUUUGCUGGCAUUAAGAUACAUCCAGAAACAUAUGAUAUAUCAGAAGAUGGCAAGGAAUACAGGCUGACAAUAGAAAGUAGAAUUCCUAUUCCUUGCCCUGAAUUUAACCAGCUUGAAAGUGACUGUAAAAUAUCACUAACGUUGAGUACUGUUGAUGAAGGUAAAGAGCAGUUAGGUUUAAACUUGGCUCUUUCUUCUUGUCAUGUGGAUCUUCUCCAGAAACCCUGCAAUAAUGGAAUCUGUAGUCAAGCUAUAAUUUAUUUCACUGCUGUGACAGACUUUAUGCAGGAUGGAGACAGAAUUACCAGAAUUGCUGUUGAACCUAUAUCCAGUGAGAAUUUUCUGUGGAAUGGCUAUGUUCCAGAAAGCAUACAGAUUACAGUGAAGGAUCUACCAACUGCCUACUGUUACUCAUUUACUGACCCUCAUAUAAUUACAUUUGAUGGAAGACUCUAUGACAAUUUUAAAACAGGAACAUUUGUUCUCUCUAAGAGCACGUCUCGAGAUUUUGAAGUUCAUGUUCGCCAAUGGGACUGUGGAAGUCUUCACUAUCCAGCAUCCUGUAACUGUGGCUUUGUAGCCAAAGAAGGGAGUGAUAUAAUUGCAUUUGACAUGUGCAGUGGUCAGCUACAUGAGUCACAGCCACACUUAUCCAUAAUAAGUAGAGACACAACAGGAAGCCAUGUCAGAAUCACUGAAUCUUACCUAGGAAGGAAAGUAACAGUUUUGUUUUCUUCUGGAGCUUUUGUUCGUGCUGAUGUGAGUGAAUGGGGGAUGAGCAUAACACUUCGGGCACCCAGUUCAGAUUACAGAAAUACAAUGGGACUCUGUGGCACCUUUGACGGAAUUGCAGAGAAUGACUAUCACACUGCCAGUGGGGUGGAGAUCCCAAACAAUUCUAAUGCUCCUUUUUCUUUUAUUAAGGAAUGGAGAAUUCCACCAGGAGAUAGCUUGUUUGACAGGAUACCACCUUCUUUACCAUCUUCUAGGAAAACAGCCUUUUGUGACUGCACACUUGAAGUUGCUGGAUUAUAUCAAUCAGUGAAUAAACUAGAGGCACUCUCUAAAUCAGAACUUUCUCUGUCUUGCAAAGAAAGUGAAAAUGGAAGAUUUCUUUCUUUGAUACCAGGACUGGAUGUCACUGCUGAGUAUCUCAGUUCUGUUGAGCUUGUCAGAGGCUUAAAGAAACGUUCACCUGCACAUGAAAUGGAUUCCUCUACACUUCUGCAGAGGGAGGAUAAUCAAACCAUACUUCACAAAACUUUAUUAGUAAACACACGUGUCUCUGCAACCUCACAGGUCAGUUCUGGUGCAGAAAGAGAAGAAACUUCAAGAUCAGGAAUGAAAAUAAUUUCUCCCAGUUACAGUAGUAAUCUUCAGGAAAGUCAAUCUAUUACAAGUAGAGGGAAGCGCCAAAAUUAUUAUGAAUAUCAUCCAGUAUUUCUAUUCCAACGUCUUAGCCAAACAGACUUGGAGGGCUACAGGUACUUUUUCCCAGAGGACCAUGCCACUGACACAGACCAGAAGUUUCUUCCUUCUUGGCCCACACCUUCUGGGCUCACUGAGUCUAGAGCUUUGGGACUGUGCCAGCAAGCAAUAGCCAAUUCCAGUAUAGGAAGAUCUUGUGGUGGCCUUCUUGGCAGGCGAAUAGAAGAUGCAAUCAGUAUGUGUGUUAAAGAUUUACUGCUUAAAGAUGACCUCAGAUGGGCAGAAGCUUCUUUAGCUCUUCUAGAGAAUGAAUGUGAAAAGAGAGUUUUAGAAGAAAUAAAUGACAACCAACGGGAGCUUCAAGGUUCUAUUGAGAACCUACUUAUUGCACUGAAAUGUCCCAGUCUCUGUAGUGGUAAUGGAGAAUGUACAGACUGGGGUUGUGCCUGCUUUAAAGGCUAUGGUUCAUAUGACUGCAGCAUACUAUCUGACCAGGCUCCAGAAAUUACGGAACUGGAAAAUGCUGGGCUAUGUGAUAUUCGACAGUAUGACUGCACAUCAGUGAGAGUUUUUGGACAUGGCUUCAGGGAGUCAUCAAGUCUGAAGUGUGAAAUUAUCAAGUUGCAGUAUAGUGAUAGCCAAUGGAUUCCUGGAGAACCUCUAACUAUGUCAGCUGCCUUCCAAAAUGCCAGGACCGUUGACUGCCAGUUACCAAAUGAUGGCCAGCAGUCUGAUGCCAUGGAUCUGAUUGAUGAUAAACCCAUUGCCUGGUGGCAAAUAAAGGUUUCUAAUGACGGAUUCAUUUAUAGCAACUCUAAAACAAUGAUUAUAUAUGAUGGAGCCUGUCAGAUAUGUGAAUCACAGGAAUCUGUGUUAUGUACGCUAAAGGAGAAAACAUGCAACAUAGAUGGACUCUGUUAUGGUGAAGGUGACACAAAUCCAACCAGCCCUUGCUUACUGUGCAGACCUGACAUCUCAAGGUUAACGUGGUCAGUUGUUGAAAACAACCAACCUCCAGAGCUUGAAACUUUUCAGGAUAUGCUGCAGACUUUUUAUGGAGAAGACUUUGUAUAUCAGUUCUUGGCUUCAGAUCCAGAGGGCUCUGCUAUUCUUUUCACAUUGGAGUCUGGUCCUGAAGGUGCCAGUCUUUCCCCAUCAGGUCUCCUGUUGUGGAAAGCUGUGUCAAAGAAUCCCCAUAAAUUAACAUUUUCUUUGACAGAUGACUGCAAUGCGGAAACUAAGGUAGAAAUAGAGGUCAGGGUAAAAUCGUGUGAUUGCCUAAAUAAUGGCUCAUGUGUGACAAACAUUAAUUUCCCACCUGGAAGUGGAAGAUACCUCUGUGUGUGUGUGGCUGGAUUUGAAGGUGAUCUCUGUCAAGUGAAUACUGAUGACUGUAAACUUAACCAGUGUGGUAUUGGCAGAUGUGUGGAUGGAAUAAACAGCUAUUACUGUGAAUGUCCACCUGAACUUCAAGGUAAAAAUUGUCAGGAUGAUGUAGAUGAAUGCCUUUCCAGUCCUUGCUUUCCUGGAGUAUUUUGCUUCAACACUUUUGGUUCUUAUUAUUGUGGUCCAUGCCCAAAUAACCUACAUGGAGAUGGGAAGUCCUGUUACGAAACCUUUGAAGACAUUUCUGCUGAAAGAAAGGAUUCCACAGGAGAAGUUGAAGGUUUUCAACAGUCAUCCUUUGACAAGGUUUUCAGCAUCUCAAGCUAUAUUCCCAAUUCUACAGAUGUCCCUGAGAGAUUUAUUUCUAUAGAAAUGGCCAGUAGAAGCACUCCACCUUCCUACACAGUAAAAACAGUCACCUCUUGGAAGUCAUUUAAUUCGCAGAGAAGUGCUUCUGUACAACCAGCUGGUACUGGAAACGUUGCUCAUGCUCUCAGCACCACCAACAGUCACCUUUCUAACACAGAAGGGAGUUCCUUAGUAAACACUGUGGUGACCACUUCAUCAAGGAGCCAUGCUUUAUCACCUGAGAAGAAAACAAGGGCAGAAGUUGAGCACUACAGUUAUUCUGAGACUCACAAGAAGGCUUCUUUUAGCAGCACAAUAGAUACAAGCAAAGAGCUUUCUUUGCCAAACAAAGUGGUCAGAGGCAGAAAUGCUCACAGGGUUCAGUACCUGUUAGCCAAGCAUAAAGCAAGUCCUUUACCUGUUGUUCUUGUUAAAGUGACUGUCUCACCAAAAAUACUUCCUGAAGAUGCUGAUGAAAUCACGGUUCCUAAAGCAGUCACCUGUGCUGAUUUACCCUGUUUUCCUGGAGUACCUUGUGAGCCAAGUCAGGAUGGAAAUGUCAAAUGUGGUCGUUGUCCUUAUGGUUACUAUGGAGAUGGCUUCACUUGCAGAGCAAUAUGUAGACAAACAUGUGGCAAAAAUAUGGAGUGUGUGGCACCCAAUAUUUGCAAAUGCAAACCUGGUUAUGCUGGUUAUAACUGUCAGACUGCUCUAUGCAGACCUGAUUGCAAAAACCAUGGGAAGUGCAUUAAGCCCAAUGUCUGUGAAUGUCUAUCAGGAUACAGUGGCUCCACUUGUGAGGAAGCACAUUGUAAACCGCCCUGUAAAAAUGGAGGCACGUGCUUGGCCAGAAACCUCUGUACCUGCCCAUAUGGUUUUGUGGGACCAAGAUGUGAUACACUGGUUUGCAACAGGCACUGUGAAAAUGGUGGUGAAUGUCUUGCUCCAGACACCUGCCAGUGUAAACCUGGAUGGUACGGACCUACAUGCAGUACAGCAAUGUGUGACCCUGUGUGUCUUAACGGUGGCUCCUGUACUAAGCCAGAUGUUUGCCUCUGUCCACGUGGAUUCUUUGGUGCCCAGUGUCAGAAUGCUGUCUGCAGCCCACCCUGUAAGAACAGUGGUCAUUGCAUGAGAAACAAUGUCUGUGCUUGUCCAGAUGGCUACACAGGCAGAAGAUGUGAAAAAAGUAUCUGUGAGCCAAGGUGCAUGAACGGAGGAAGAUGUGUAGGGCCAAACGUUUGUUCUUGUCCUUCAGGGUGGGGAGGAAAAAGAUGUAACACACCCAUCUGUCUUCAGGAAUGUAAGAAUGGAGGGGAAUGUAUUGGACCAAGCAUGUGCCAUUGUCCUCCACAGUGGGAAGGAAUCCAGUGUCAAACACCUGUGUGCAGUCAGAAAUGUCUCUUUGGAGGCAAGUGUGUGUCACCUAACGUAUGCUCCUGUCGUCCUGGUUACACUGGACUCCUCUGUGGGAAGAGAAUUCAGGUACAAAGACAUCAUGGUUGAAGAAAAGAAGUAUACCAAUUAAAUGCUGCACGGAUGUAUGAGACUUGAAAAUAGCAAGAAGUUUUGAAGGCAUUCACAGAGUUUAUUUAAAUGAAAGGAAUAUCCAGAACAUUAUUUUAAAAAAUUCAUGUUACAGUCAUGAAUUUUUAAAGAGCUUUAGUACAACAAUCUUGUAUUAAUUGUAACACGUGUUUCUAUACUUUUUUUUUUUUGCUACCUCACAGCCUCUGAUUCUUCACUGGACUCACAGGUUUCAUGAACCAUACACACCCAAAAUUCUUCUGUCUGUUGAUAUAGCCAGCUGGACUAUGAUCUUUCCUUUAUGGGAGUGAGACUGUAAUAUCUGCUGAACAUCUCCAGGAAAGUAGGCAACACAUAAUCACUUGUGAAUGGUACAUUCUGUUUUCAAAUGUUGUUUACAUUGAUAUUAUUUGGCUGCAUACCGAAGGAAAAGCAGAGGCAUUUUUUUCUUCGUCUUGUAUUUGCAUUGCUCUGACUUCCUGGUAGUGAGGAAGGAGGGGGAACCCAAAACAAGACUUAAGUAGUAGCAGUGCAGGCAGGGCCCUAUGUCUCAUGGACAGUCAACCAGCAGCAGAAUAAUUCUGGUUUCAAGGUAACAAGCCUUCUUCAUUACUUAAACACACACACACGUGAGUAUAGGAUGAACGCUGUAUCCAUAAGACUUUUAUGCUUCUGUUUUGAAAUGGCAUUCAAAAAGAUGAGGAAAUGGAGUCUUUCAGAGAAAAAUGACAAUGUUUUACUCAGAGAUGUCCCAUGCUGAACCUUAAAAUAGGAACUGACAAGAGUAGUCAUUUGCUGCACAUCAUGUCAUCUGUAUCUAUCAAAUCAGAAACCAUUUGUAAGCAAUCCAUAUGGAUUUUUUUUUUCACAUUACCAAUUGUUCCAACCAAUUGUUAUCACCAACCACAAGCCAGAGAACUUUUGAACAAAUAAAAUUUUAGUUUUUCUGAAGUUUCUUUCUUUCUUCUACCUUCCCCUAGAGGUGCGAAUUUCUGCACCUCUGCACAAUUCUGCUCAAUUCCUGCAGCAACUGAGUUCAGGUAAUGGACACAAACUUCCCUUUACCAUCUAACUUUACCACUUUGACUUGUUUUGGGCUGUGGGUUAUUUUUCUUACCAAAAAAUAAGCUUAAUUAUUUUCUGAUCUCAUGACCAAUAUCCCGUUUACAUGCACUAAUUCUGAAUGAGAAGAAAAUCAAGCUCAUCUUGCCAUUUAGUGCCACUGUCGAAUGCCAACUGCCAACUCAUAGUUGUUAGAGGAGUUCCGAGCCUAGAUUUUUCCUCACCUUUAGGUAGUCCUCUUAAUUCAUAAUCCAUUUUGCAAAGUAAGUUCCUAUACUUGAAUCUCAGCAUCAUUCAGAAUGAUGCCUGAUGGAUUUCUAAGUGCUUGAUGUUUAUUUCAAAAAUACUUUUGAUCUCCCACCUGCAUUCUAAGUUCCAGUGGUUCAACAGUUUUUUUGUUUGCUUGUUUUGUUUUUUGUAAUCCAGUAUCCACGUGGCUGGUAGCCAGACAUGCUGGGAACUGUUCUAUUAUUUAAAACCUACUUCACUUGAACUGUUUCCUUUUUCACAGCUCACAAUGAUCUCUAUGAACAAAACCUGACUAGCUUUUGGAACUGAUGCUUCAGGAUGAAGCCCUGAAUACACAGUAUCUGUAAAACAUAGGCACAAAGAUAAUGCGUAGGCUUGUCUUGGAACAACCCCUACUCCAUGUGUCAUUUAGCUACAGAGUUAAGGUAACACCUGUCAGGAACAGUAUUUGGUUAAUGAUUUUGUACAAACCUCCAUUCACAAAGCUGACCCAAUACAGAUGGCUUUCUAGGAUUUCAGGCUGAAUAAAGUUUUUUAAAAAUCACAAUAUUUAGUAUUUCCCAUUAAUUUUCAAUGUUUCUAGCAGUGGAUAUUAUUUCUUCUGUGUCUUCAAAAUGCAUGCUGAGCAAAAAAAAGUAUUUUUGCUACACUGGUUAAAAAUUACAUGCUCCAUGCAAAGUUAAGCUGUGUUCCAAUAAGCACGUGAAACAGAAAAAUUACUAGUAUGUGCAUAGAGACAGAUAAUUACUAGGCAGUUUUGUAGUACAUGAAACUUUUGUUUCUGGAUUGUUCAUCAUACACAUGGAAUAGAAUUUGUUUAUUGUAAUUUGAAAAGCAGAAUGCAAUAACGUUGCUCCGUUUAACGUAAGCUUCAUCAGCAGAAGCACGUAAAUGGCUUCUGUUAAUGAAAUUGUUCUAAAACUGAUCAAAAAUUAGGCCAAAAAGAAUUUAAGGACACGGAAUGGGGGUUGCAGGGGUUUACUGCAGGAGUUGCCACAGUACCAGUCAGAUGGAAUAAAGGGUAACCUGUGCCAAACAGUUACCCUUUGUUAAUGGUGCUGAUUCUUAGCACGUUAGCCAGGUUGCAGUAACAGGAAAGGGUUUUUGAAGAAGUAAGUCAUUGUUAUAGUCUGCAUAUGUCGGAGUUCUUCCAUCAGAUUUGGAGUCAGAAGUCAGUAGGUAGAGAAAAAGUGGAACAAACAAGAGGAAAAAUAAAUCAAUAUGGUAUACCGGAAUACUGGUCAUUUCACUGAACUCUGUCUUUAAAUACUGAAGAUACCUAUCCAAUGUACAGCAUCCGUCAUCCAAUGUACAGCAUCUGGCUGGACUAAAACCGUUGUGCAAACCAGUAGAAACUCUCCUAAGCACAGAUUGAAUUUUACCCAAGAUGUUUAAAAUGCUGUAUGAUGAGUAUUUUCGGAAGGAAGGAGACACUCAUAUCACAGAAUAUACCACAAAUCUUAGCAAGGACUCACCUUCGUACAUUUAUGUCUAUACUGGUUAAGACUAAAAAAAAAAAAAAAAAAAAGGAAAAUGGUCCACAAUUACUCUUUUUAUAGAAGUUAAUUAUAUAUUGUCUUUUCUGAGAAUAGAAAGUGAUUUAACAUUUCCACCUAGCAAAAGCAAACCCUCAAAGAAGAAUCAGUACAAACACUAACAUAAAUAAGUAUAAAAGCUUUAGCUACCUAAGAAAUUGGAUAUAUCCAACUCCAUUACUUGCCCAAAUGGAAAAAUUCAAAGUUUAAAUUCUCACUAAAACAAUAACACUGGGGUAUAUAAACAGAAUCACACAGAAAUGUUUAUGUUAGAAAGUAUUUUCAAGACUUAAGAUGUUUCUGCUCUUUCUCUUGUAAUAUCACAUGGCAUUGUUGGGUUAUUCUGUUCAACUUUCACAAACAGCUCAGUUUAGAAAAAUUAUUUGCUGAAACUCUUUGUCAAUAAAGGAUAUUUCACAGAUAAACCAAGCAGCUCCAUUCUUGGUACAAACACUGACAAUAGAAGAGAAAAUAUAAACAGUAAACUGCAAAUAUAGGUACAUUAAAAAGAAACACUUCUCAUCCUUUCAUGCACACUCUAAAAUGACAGAAUAUCAAAAAUGCAACCAGCAGACCUCCCCUACAAUUUUCCCAGUCAUUUUAAUGAACAUCAGAGCAUCUUAUAAGGUGUUGUAGUUAGCUCCAAUAAAUAACCUGUUCUGUCUCGUUUUUCUUGACCUUUGAGCUGUAUGCAUAACUCUGUUCACAGGAAGAUACGCGUAGCUCCAAAAAUCACAUGCUGUAACUGGUAAGCAUGUUCAACCUUCCAGUGGGUGGGAGAGGAUGGAGAAACAAACAAAAGAAAAUGAGCACUGACAGCUCUUCAAGCAGAUAUAUGUGGGACCAUAGAAACAAUCAUUUGGGGACAUGGAUGUCAUUUGUAAUACAUUAUGGUUCUGUUCUAUUUCAAGAUAACUACGAGGAAAUUCACUUUUAAAUUGAUUUAAAAUACUGUGGAGAUCUAAGUGAUUUUUCUUAUAAACAACAGAAUGAAAAGAAAAAGCAAAUCCUUCAGCCAGCAGAUGGUGCUACAUUCAAGCUAUUUCUAAAAUAUGCCAUCACACUUCGGGUGUUCCAUCAAAUUACUGCUUACUUCACUUUAGUCAUUCCUCAACAGGGAACUAUUUAAAUCAGCAGUUGUUCUGGCAAGCUCAGAACAUGAAUUAAAGGUCUGCUUCACUGACUGUUCCUCGCCUUAUAUUCCUAAUGAUAUUAGUAUCUCUUUUCAGUUCUAACCACCAUUAUUGUCACUUUUGGCUUUAUUAUUAGAAGCCAGGCUUUUCGGGACCAGAGCUGAGAUACACCUUCUUGCAUUUACAUACUGCUUAUUUACUGUGAAACCUUGGGUCUGAUGCUUUUUUUUUUUUUUAUUAUUAUUUAUUCACUUCCCUGCAACCAGUAUUUCAUCUGAGGUAUUCAGCUUCACUCCUGAAUUUCUCAAUUAGGGCCUGAUUACUGCAGUGUGCUGUGAUAGACACAGCAUCUCAUCAUCAUAUAUCCUACUCCUGAACUGUUGUUCCAUGCAUGAAAAUCACAUUUUUCAUCAGCAGGUCUGAAAUAUCCAGUGUAUCAUAGCAAAAGCAGCACAAAACCAUACAGUCCCCUUACUCUGUCCCAUACCUCUGGCAACAAAACCUCCACAGGACCUGUAGCAGGUUUCAUCUGAACCAAAACACAACAGCCUCCAAAGCACAGGAGGAGAAAGGCUUCUCAGCUACACAACAGAGCAAAUGCUUCAUAGUGGAAAAAAGCAGCCCCAUGACCUAUAACACAGUCUUUGCUCUGCCCGCAGUAUGCUUUAUCUCUUUUAGACACAUUUGGUAAAGGAGGAUGGACCAUUUCUUUUGCUUCUGCUCAGUGUUGGGUAGCUUGUGAUCCCUGGGGAAACAAGUCCAUGUACUUCACUCUGCCUAUGAAGGGUACAUGUUUUGAUAGGAGAAUUAAUUCACAGAUACAAUCUUCUUUUAUCAUAUGGAUUAAAAUAAUGCAUAGUUGAAUAGAUCAAAAAAUGCAAAGCUGAAACUCUCCCACUGAAAAUUUCAUGUCACCUAGAACACAAUGAAAAUCAAUCUAAAAAAAAAGAUUUGGACAUUAUUUAGAAAAUUGCAUGGUUCAACUUGCAUGUUUUGGCAAAAUCUUCCUCAACUGUAGCCUUUGAGAAACAGCACAGCUGAACCAUGGAGCAAUGCCUGUUGAAGUCUGUCAGAUCUACAGCCCACCCAGAAUGCUGCAAAACCUAAAUGAAGCCAGACUGGAGCAUGGCCAGAAGGCAAACCUUGGCAUCCUCCACACAGGUGAUUCAUGGCAAACAAGGCUUUUCCUUGCUGCCAGCCUGUAGCCCCCUAUUUUGUUGCUUCUGCAAAGACACAGCCUUCAGCAGAAAUGUAUCAUCAACAUCUACAUCUCCAGAAUGGAGAUAAAGACAUUUCCCUAUAUUGCUAGAAUAAGGAAAAGAAAUAAAUUGGAAGCACAGAGAUAAUCAGAUACUACAAUAGUAAAAGUAGUCAAGAUAAGGAUUUUGUCAGAGUAUCUGUAAGGAAUAAGCUUUCAGAAGGAACUGUCUGAAGAAGUAUUUUUUUUCUUUUGUUUUAAAUAAGGCUUAACUGAUCAAAAUCCAAAUCUGAUUGGGGGUGAGGGGCAGGAAGCACACAAAAAGCAAGGAUCAGGGUUUUAAUAAAAUGCUUUGCUCUUUGCUGUUAUUCCACAGAGAUGCAAACUCUGCAAGCUUCAUCUUGCAA